Truncatella angustata is the source of this 1295-nucleotide messenger RNA. RefSeq names its product alpha/beta hydrolase fold protein. The coding region runs from base 57 to 971 and encodes 304 amino acids. Lineage: Eukaryota; Fungi; Ascomycota; Sordariomycetes; Amphisphaeriales; Sporocadaceae. Gene Ontology annotation, biological process: proteolysis. The transcript is spliced from 2 exons. The record is from RefSeq and is a predicted model, not a curated record. Gene Ontology annotation, molecular function: peptidase activity.
CUACGAGACACGACCAUUCAUAAUUUGACUCGGUCAUUUCGAACCGCACCAAUUUAAUGAGAAUGAGUCAACAAUAUGUAACACUCAGCGAUGGGGCCAGGCUUUACGUCAAGCUUCUUGGCGGGAACAAGAGAGAGAAACCGCUAGUGAUUGUUCUUCAUGGAGCGCCGGGGCUUUCAAGUCAUGCCGAGCCGGAAAGAUCGUUCGGCUUUCUGCAAGAUCAGUUCCGUGUGUUGGUUUACGACGCAAGAGGCAGUGGAACAAGCGACCAGAAACUACCUUAUACCGAUCAACGAUGGGUAGAGGAUGUUGACGAGCUCAGGUCUUGGGCAGGAGCUGAAAACAUCAUUCUCGCCGGGGGGUCUUACGGAGGGUUCAUAGCUCUCCAAUACGCAUUAUCCCAUGGUAACCGCUUGUCGGCACUGAUCCUUAGGGACACCUGGCCCUGGGGCGCAUUGAGUACGUUGACGGUUCUGAAGACUAUUUUAACAUCAGACCGCAUCAGCCCCAACCCGGAUCGUCAGGUUCGCUUAUGGUCUGGGACGCUACUUGACGAUGAGGAUUUCGCAGAGGCUUAUAAGGAGAUUGUACCUAUGUAUGCACCUAAGCCGCCCAAAACGCCAAAGGAUGCCGAGGCAGUGGCAGACUUCGAGGGUGAGAAGGCAACGAAGAGGCCGGAAAAUCUACAUUCAGCCACGCAGAACGCUGCCUUCUCGUACAAUGUGCCACGAUUUGAUGUACGGGACAGACUGAAAGAUAUCACGGCCGCAACGCUGGUAGUCCAUGGCCGUCACGACCUGAUUGUGCCAAUUGAAUAUGGCAAACAGAUCAGUGACGGAAUUCCAAAUGCGCGCUUGGUAGUAUUUGAACACUCAGGCCAUAGUCCUCCAACAGACGAGCCGGAUGCAUUUAAAACAAGCGUCAAGGAUUUCCUGUCCUCGAUUGGCCUCUGGGUUCGGGUGAGUGAUUGAGAGAAAGCCAUUCAGGCUUUGAGGGGCAUGACACAAGUGAGUUGAGUGAGUUGCGUGCACAAUCAGCAUAUUUAACAGAUAGUCUGAGUAGACAAAUGGGUGGCACUGGACUUCAAAAUUGGCCAGAUUAUAUAAUGUAUUUGGUUGUAUCCUAGUGUAGACGGAAUUACACAAGAAGACAAGACCAUACAUCACCGGUGUUUCCCAAGUGGUCACCCACCUGAGUACUAAUUCAGCGCAGUAUGGUAAGUGUACGUGAAUGUUGUCCGUUACAGAGCGCAUUAAACGGAAGGCAGGAGCUAGAGUUUAGCGUGGUGAACAGGC